Triticum turgidum subsp. durum (durum wheat) is the source of this 1356-nucleotide messenger RNA. Lineage: Eukaryota; Viridiplantae; Streptophyta; Magnoliopsida; Poales; Poaceae. The record is from the annotation of a GenBank genome assembly.
AUGUCCCCCAGGAAGGACGCCGGCCCCUCGCCGGCGGCGGCGCCCGCCACCGCGCCUGCCCUAACGCCUUCCCCAUUCAUGCCCAUGUGUCAGAUGCGGCGGGAUGAGUGCGCAGACCUCCUCAAGCUGAUCUCAGGCGUCUCGCGCCCGCUCGAGGACGUCGUGGCGGAUUUCCUCGCCCGCGUCCCGCCCGAGCGCCGCCUCCGCUUCGGUUCCGCCAUCAAGUUUCUCCUCGAGGACAAGGUGAUGUUUCAACCAGCUGAGCGUUUAAUUGCAUUUGCAAUUCUUCAUCAAGGGUAUUCCUCACAGCUGACAAAUCCGUUUGUUCCAUUCUUAAUAAAUGUUGCCUGUGAUGAAAUUUCUGAGAGACCAGAACGUGUUUUUCUCCAGCUUUUGCUAACUUCAGCUAAUGAGGACAACAAUAAGGAGAUCUUGAAACAGUCUGCAGAAGAUUACUUGAAGGAGCCUUCUUAUGCAUCUCAGGUGUUGCUGCCAAAAGACCGUCUUGAAAGCCAAUACUCCUGCAAUGAUGUUCAGCUACAGACAUACACCAGUUGCGCAGCUGCUACGGUUAGAAGUGCUAUUCCUGACCCAGAUGUUUCCCAAAGCUGUGGUGAUUCAUCAGGAAUAUCACCGACCAAACUAAAUAGAGAUAAUGUGGUGACGAAUUUACUUCAACAAACACCACUGAGAGGAUUGUCUCCUCCAUGGAUUAGGCCCUCUCCCCCCAGACUUGAAAUACUUGAAGGGGAGUUGCAGUGGUUGAACCUGGACAACAACCAUGAGCUACUAUGGGAUAGUAGCAUGUGUGCUGACACUAGCCGAGGAGCUUCAAUCCGUGAUUUGGUCGGAAGAGCCUGUAAAGGACCACUUGCCCCUGCCCAACAAGAGCAAGUUGUUUUAGACUUAGCCAGGGACUGGAAGCUAGUUUAUCAUUGCGGAAUGACACCAGAGAAGCUUCCCGACCUUGUUGAACAUAAUCCACUCAUUGCUGUUGAUGUUCUUUCAAAGCUGAUCAAUUGUCCUGACAUGGAUUCUUAUUUCAAUGUUCUUGUGCACAUGGAAAUGAGCCUGCAUUCAAUGGAAGUUGUAAACAGGCUUACUACAGCAGUAGAUCUACCACCAGGAUUCAUUCAUGACUACAUCUCAAAUUGUAUUCGGUCAUGCCAAAAUAUCAAGGAUAAGUACAUGCAAAACAGACUUGUGAGACUAGUUUGUGUUUUUCUACAGAGUCUCAUUCGGAACAAGAUAAUAAAUGUUGAAGAUCUAUUCAUUGAGGUACAAGCCUUCUGCAUUGCGUUUUCUCGAAUAAGAGAAGCAGCUGGUUUGUUCAGGCUUCUCAAAUCUCUAGAGUGA